Molecule: messenger RNA, 4572 nt
Organism: Gavia stellata (red-throated loon)
Lineage: Eukaryota; Metazoa; Chordata; Aves; Gaviiformes; Gaviidae
Gene: CABLES2
Product: Cdk5 and Abl enzyme substrate 2
Exons: 10
Coding region: 1-1587 (528 amino acids)
Biological process (GO): regulation of cell cycle
Source: RefSeq, a predicted model, not a curated record
AUGGCCGCGGCCACGGCGUGCGGCUCCCCGCCUCCCCGCCCGCCCCGCGAGCAGCCGCCGCCGCGGAAGCGGGGCGACUCCCGGCGGCGGCAGGCCGCCCUCUUCUUCCUCAACAACAUCUCCCUGGACGGCCGACCGCCCUGCCCGCCCGCCGAGAAGCCGCCGCCGCCGCCCGCCGGCCCGGGCGAGGGGGAGGAGGCGGCGGCGGAACCGGCCGGAGCCCCCCCGCGCCUGCUGCCCCCGCCGCCCGCCUGCCAGCCGCCGCCCGCCCUGCUGCUGCCCGGCGUCGCCCCCCUCGCCGCCGCCGCCGGAGCCAAGGGGGAGGCGGACCCCCCCCGCGGCGGCAUCUUCCUGCCGGGGCUGCUGCUGGGCGGCCCGCUCUGCCCGCCGCCCCCGGCGCCGCCCGCCCUGCCGGGGAUGCUGGCGGCCGCCAAGCCGGGCGCCCCGGGGCUGCUGAGCCCCACGCAGAGCGCGGCGGGCGGCGGCUUCGCGCUGGAGGCGCAGCGGCAGAGAAGGCGUUUUAUCUCCCAGCGCUGCUCUCUAGACUUUUUAGAAGACAUAGUGGAAUAUGCCAGUGUACGAAGAACCAAGCAUAUAUCUGGGUCUCCAAGACACAAAAGUUUGAAGAAGAUGCACUUCAUCAAGAACAUGAGGCAGUAUGACACAAAGAACAGCAGGAUAGUGUUAAUCUGUGCUAAACGAACACUGUGUGUGGCUUUUUCUAUCCUACCUUACGGGGAGAGUUUACGGAUCAGUGAUCUAAAAAUGGAAGGACAGAAGCAGCGACAUCCUUCUGGGGGAGUUUCAGUCUCCACUGAGAUGGUGCUUGGACUGGAAGGAGUAGAGCUGGGUGCUGAUGGCAAGGUUGUGUCCUAUGCAAAAUUCUUGUAUCCGACCAACGCCCUAGUUGUUCGCAAAGCUGACAGCCAUAGUGCUGUUCCCUCAUGUCGAGCUAGUGCUUCACGGAGUCUUCCUGGAUCAAGAUACAAACCUGUGACAGCAAAAACGAUACCAGCAGGAACAGAGAUUGGAAGUGAAGCUGGGGAAGCUGCGGAGUAUGAUCCAAAUCUUCUGGACGAUCCUCAAUGGCCCUGUGGAAAACAUAAACGUGUUCUCAUCUUUGCCUCUUACAUGACUACAGUCAUAGAAUACGUAAAACCCUCGGACCUUAAAAAGGAUAUGAAUGAAACCUUUAGAGAGAAGUUUCCUCAUAUCAAGUUGACCCUGAGCAAAAUCAGGAGUUUAAAAAGAGAGAUGCGGAACCUGAGUGAAGAGUGCAAUCUGGAGCCGGUUACUGUCUCCAUGGCUUAUGUUUACUUUGAGAAGCUCGUCCUCCAAGGCAAACUCAACAAACAGAACCGCAAACUGUGCGCUGGUGCUUGCGUUCUGCUUGCAGCCAAGAUCAGCAGUGAUCUCAGGAAACAUGAAGUUAAACACCUUAUAGAUAAACUAGAAGAGAGAUUCAGAUUCAACAGAAGAGAUCUCAUCGGUUUUGAGUUCACUGUCCUUGUAGCUUUGGAACUGGCUCUCUAUCUUCCUGAAAACCAAGUUUUACCUCAUUACAGACGGCUCACACAACAGUCUUAACCAAAGCUACGUUCCAGCUGACAGCCAGUGGCGCUGGGGAUCGCAUCACUGAACGCUGCCGGUGAAGUUGCCACUGGCCUACUGUGCCGCUGUGUGCAUCCUGCCACGGCUACAGCUAGUUUUGAAGUCUGCAGUGUGUUAUUAAACUAUCGAGGUGUGCAUUAUGGACACGUAUGCCAAGUCUGGGGGAUGGUACGAGAAGAGUUAUUGAACUUCACUUUCUUUUGGACCUUUAAAGCACAAAUAUUCACCAGUCAGCUGUCAUGGCUGCUUAUUAUUCCUUAUUUAUCUUUUUGGUUUUACUAAAACUGUUCUUCCCUAUGAAGAAUACUAUGGUAUUGUUUUGGUUUUUUUAAACUUUUAUUGUAUUCCUUGAAACUUCCAUUCCAGUGCACCAUAAGGUUCAGAUGUUUCUAAGAAUCUUCUUGCAUUUUUACAUUAAUGAAAUGCAUACUUUAUUUUUUUAAAGAUGUGCCUAAAACUGGCUGGUCUGGUACCAGUGCUUUUUAAGUUACUUAUGUUAUUUAGUAGGGAAUCCUGAAUUUGUAUAGCCAUUUAUUCUUUACCUGCAUUGGCCUUGCAUAUAAGGAAAACAAUUCCAGUAUAUCUGCACUAAUGAUACACAGGGCAUCUAUUCUCUACUAUACUGUAGGUCUGUGAGUAGCAAGAUUGAAAUUACUCCGUUCCAAUUUACUUAACUACUAAUACCUUAGGAAUAUACAUUUUAUUUAAAAAGGGAAAGAUUGAGAACUUGUCAUGAAAUACCAUGUGUUGAACAAAGUAGCUGUGGCAAAGCAAUUGCCAUCCUAAUUCACUCUUCAAUGGAAGAUGAGCGCUUGACUAAGAGCAAUUUGCUGUCAAACGUAUCAUUUGUGAUUUUUAUUUGUUUCAAUGUUUCCUAGCGUGAAAUAAGCACCUUUUUAGUACGACUGUAUUAUAUAUGGUCUUACAUGCUCUGAGCAAAUACUUAAGUCAGUAGAGCUCCUGCUGCCAAACUAAGCCAAUGAAACAAAGCAUGCUCAAUAUUUAAAAUGCUACUUUUUUUUACUCUGUUCUUCCAAGCAUUGCAUCACUGUGAUGGUCCUCACAAAACCGGUAUUUGUUGCACAUCUGAACAGCCACUUAACAGCUGGUGCCCAGCAGCACUCUGAUGCUUAUGCAGAGGUUAAAUAACUUCUCUGACCAUUGGCUAUUCCUUCAUUUAUUCUUUUAAAUAUCCAGGUUGGGAAUGAACUCUUGAUUAUAUGUGGAACCUUCUGUGAUACUGGCUCUUGGUUUUAUUUUCUGAAGCAAUAUUAUGAUGCAAGUAACUGUGUCCAUUUGCAAGGAACAAAACUGAUGCUUGGCUAUCACGACUGAGAAAUUUGUAAUUUAAGUUUAAAUCCUAAAUGAAAUACUAGACCUCAGACUGAGGUAAGGGACCUGCUAUCUAAUAUGUAAAGUAAUGUAAAUUCCUGUUCCUUGUAUUAAAUGUUGGUUGUAGCCAAAAACAAAGCUGAAUCUUUGCGCUUCAGCUGUGUUUUGUUGAAGCUAAUUUGGCUUCAUUAGGAUUGCAGCAAACUUUACUGGAGCCCCUUCCUCUCUAAGUAGGGCUCAAUGUAUUUUUCAUAUAUAAUAAUUACAGUGACUAUCAAAUCUUUUGUAACUGUGUUCAACUGUAUGUAGCUUCAAGUUAUUUGUGUAAAAUUUAAUAUGCUUGUGACUUCUCUCUAACGUAGAAGAACUUUCCAGUCUCCAUAAGUGAGAUGGUAGCUAAUAAGUUAGAUGAUAAGCUUGCCAGUUAUCUUUCAAAAGGUUUAAAAAAAAAAUUGCUUACUAGUUAAACUUUCUACUGAAUAUAACUGUCCUUGCAUGCAAGAAAUAGUGAUGUACUAAGCAUCUAGCAUACAAUGAGCCUUCAAAUUAACAAACGGUGGUGAAGGCAACUGAAGUGGUCCACUGCUUCCUAAACUCAUUAGGGGAGGGGAAAGAGGUAGAACUGAGCAAAGAAACUUCUUACACAGUAUCUCCAGAAACAGUAAAACGCUUCAGUUAGUAUAAAUGAAGUUAGAACAUGCCUUUCUCCAGGAACUUCUUUGUUUAGUGUAUAAAGAGUUUUCUAUAACAAAAUUAACUUUCCUUUCUGACCAUCUAAGGAAAAAAAUGCACUUUAGUUUGCAACACUUUGCAGUCUCUAUUCAGUGGAAGUUUGUCUAGUUGCAGUGGGUGUUUGGGCUGGAGUUACACUCCCAGAAGCUAUGGUUUCAUGUCAUAAACCAGCAAACUUUUGUUUUUCUCAUUCAGAAGAACAAGUUAGGAUAAGGAGCAUUAAAUUAAAGAAUGCUGAAUCUUGCCUAAAGGUUACUCUAAACAUUGACACAUGCAGUGUUCUUGCGCUCAAAAGCCGUUUGGAGCACAGGCCAAAAACAACGCUGCACCGAAGUCUCUGGUAGAGCGUGGCUUUGGGGCCGAUGCCGUCCAGAGCCGUAGUCUGGGGCUUGUACAUCGGUACCUCUGGUGUGGUAUCUGUGCAGAAACAGUCCUUCUGCAGAGAUACGGUAACGUGUGUAUGUACAUGUGUUGAUUUUUCUGUUUCUAGAGUGUAGCUUGCAGUCCUCUGUGGGAAUAUUUAUCUUUUCACCUAAAAGCUGCCACCAUGUGGCAAAGGACUAUUACUACAUUAUCCAUUAAUAAACUGAAGGUGGGACCCAAAACAACCCCUGGCUCUGCCGGCUUUGCAUUUUCACAGCCCUGCUCCUCUUGCUGUGCAGAGAAGGGCUGGUUUACGCCGAGGGGUGGUCUGGCGCCGUGUAGAGAUGCUGCUGGGUCGGUUCAGCGCGGAGAGCUCUCUUGAUAAGAGGCUGUACAUUCUUCUGUAAACAAUACUGCUCUCUUUUUGUCUUACCCCCUUAUUUAAAGUCUGAGUCGUAGCCUGUUCCAUAUUUUUUUCCCCAUGAACUUGUGAAAUUACUAUGCUGUGAAAUAAAAACGGUUUUGAUACAUGUU